Messenger RNA from Musa acuminata AAA Group (dessert banana), 1886 nucleotides. Its product is annotated as E3 ubiquitin-protein ligase At1g63170-like. NCBI's taxonomy places the organism in Eukaryota, Viridiplantae, Streptophyta, Magnoliopsida, Zingiberales, Musaceae. Bases 421 to 1656 code for a protein of 411 amino acids. The transcript has 5 exons. The record is from RefSeq and is a predicted model, not a curated record.
UCGACCAAUCCUCCCCCUCUCCCUCUUCCUCUUCCGACAUCGUCUCUUCCUCUCACUGCCUCGGCAUCUUCUCCUGGCCUCGUCGUCCUUCUCCUCCUCCUCCGCUGCCGACCGAGGAGCGGCGUAGAUAAGAGCGGGACGGGUUCCGAGAUCGAUUGGCGAACGACGCCUUCAUUGAUUUAGCGAUUAGAAAUUGGCAAAAAAGAUGUGGUGUUUUGAUCGAGAAGUGAACAAUUGAAAAGGAAAAAGUCGGCAGCCUGAAGGCGCCGUGGUCGGGUUACGAGCUGCGGUGGGCAAUCGAUGGCGGAGGAAUAGUGAUUUGUGGGAUCUAUAUUUAGCACUGUGCAAGAACAAGAAGCAGCUUAGGAAAGUGGUGGAUUACUACUUUUCUAUGCUAGUUUAUCUCACUUGCAUUAGUGGAUGUUGAUGGCUGUUCCCUCUGUGGAACUACAUAGUGAAAGUGAGACUGAUAGGCAUCCUUUGCUGAUGGAUCGGGAAACUCCUUCUAAUGGACAUGAACACAUAGUCGAUAUACCACGAGGCAUUAAUGGAGAUGAGAACAAUUUGUUAGGUGAAUUGCAUAAUCUGGAUAGAAAUUCAACCAGCGCAACUGCUCAGAUCUCUCAAACUUCUCCAGUGUCACCGGAUGCUGCAAAUUCUGGAAAUGCUACUCUAACUGCGAGAAGUGAUAACUAUGGUCGGCGUAAUAGAAGCCCACUGAAUUCUGGAUUAUGGAUUUCGGUGGAACUUAUUGUUAAUGCGAGCCAAAUUAUAGCAGCUAUCAUUGUGCUCUCCUUGUCAAGAAAGGAGCAUCCACGAGCUCCAUUAUUUGAAUGGAUCAUUGGUUAUACCGUAGGCUGUUUUGCUAAUCUUCCUCAUCUAUAUUGGCGCUACAUUCGUCGCAACAGUUCUAUGCAAGAACCAGCUCGUUCAAAUCAAAGUACCAUUCACAACAAUCCUCCUGAAUCAAGUGGUUAUACAACUAGUCCUGUUACUCAGGCCUCAGAACAAGAAAAUGACAAUACCAUUGUUUCAGCAGCACAAGUCAGACAAAACAGAGCUAUUGCUAAUCCAAGGAUUAAUGCACUCGUCGAUCACUUCAAGAUGGCUUUGGAUUGCUUCUUUGCCGUGUGGUUUGUUGUUGGAAAUGUGUGGAUAUUUGGUGGGCAUGCCUCUUCUGAGGAUGCACCUAACUUGUACAGGUUAUGUAUAGUGUUCCUUACAUUCAGCUGUAUUGGAUAUGCCAUGCCUUUCAUUUUGUGUGCAAUUAUCUGCUGCUGCUUGCCAUGCAUUAUAUCCAUCCUCGGCUUUAGAGAAGAUAUGGGCCAUGACAGAGGUGCUACUUCUGAGCUAAUAAAUGCACUUCCAACCUACAAGUUUAAAUCUAAGCGGCGUUGUAUCAAGGACGAGUCUGGAAGUAACUCGGAUGGUCAGAGUGAUGGUGGGAUUUUGGCACCUGGCACUGACAAAGAGCGAAUUGUUUCUGCCGAAGAUGCUGUCUGUUGCAUAUGCCUGGCGAAAUAUGUGGACAAUGAGGAGCUUCGCGAACUUCCAUGCAGCCAUUUUUUCCACAUGGACUGUGUGGACAAAUGGCUUAAGAUAAAUGCGCUCUGCCCCCUCUGCAAAUCCGAGGUCGGAAACAACAACACAUCUUGAGGGACUUGCAGUUGACAUCUUGAUAAUGGCAGUAAAGAGUGGGAAGUGGUGUAGAAACAGUGUAAAGCAAUGUAGAUGCCUAUUCUUACUGGCAGAGAUGUACCAAUCUACAAUCUGGAAUUGAAAACUCUUCCGAGUCCGCCUGCAUCUGUAAAUUUAUGUAUGGAAGAGUCUGUAAUCGAUUAGGCUCUUGUCAUUCUUUUUAAUGGUUGCAUUGGGUGGUUCUUGCA